Molecule: messenger RNA, 7111 nt
Organism: Doryrhamphus excisus (bluestripe pipefish)
Lineage: Eukaryota; Metazoa; Chordata; Actinopteri; Syngnathiformes; Syngnathidae
Product: GRAM domain-containing protein 4-like
Biological process (GO): negative regulation of toll-like receptor 9 signaling pathway; apoptotic process
Source: RefSeq, a predicted model, not a curated record
GUGGAGAAAGUUCGUAACAUGUACCAACAAGACAUCCACUUGUCCCCUUGUUUUCUACUUCUUCUUCUUCCUGAAUGGCACGUGUCUACUCAUUACUACCACCUAGUGGAGACCUGAAGUUGAAUAAAUCCUGAAGUUGAAUUAAUGCGCCUAUAAUUUCGUUAAAACAAAACACAUUAGACAUAUUAAAAAGUGUGUUCGAAAGUAGUUCACGUUAAUUUGUCUAUCAUAAAUCAUUUUGUAUUGCCUGAGGGUAAAUAAAUAAAUGUAUGCCUUUAAGGACGACAGGUAUUGACGUCAGGUCAUGUCAGACGUCAUAGUCCCGCCCACUAGCGUUGUGGUUAACAGCUAAACUCGUCAAACAGGAGUCUGCUAGUCCUGUUUAAACUUCGUCUUCGUGGACUAGACUCUUUAAGAAGAAGAAAGUUUCUUUCAGAGUAUCCGGGCUGCUUUACAAAUAUUGGAGCUUCUAACUUCGAACCUUGUUUGAGCGACAGAAUUUCUCUACUGAGAACCUGUUCAACUUCUUGGAGUUCAGGUGUGUCCUUCUGGCCAAGCUGGAAUGUGAUUGGCUGUCAUCUUCACUGACCACAAUAUUAGACGCUACCGUUUCCACGGGGCCCCACCAUGCGGCGGCGUCUGGACCGGAUACGGAAUUGGGGCCACAGACGGGAUGACAUAGUGGAUCAGCCCGAGUCUCCCAGCACAUCGGACACAGAAUGCAGCGAGGAGGUUGGUUCAGGAACACUUUCUGCACUACAAGAUGAACCCAAAACAGAUCUGAAUGAGGUUAAAGGUCAUCUAGAGAUCACACUGUUAGAGAAGCACUUCUUACAGGAGGAGUUGAGGAAACUUCGAGAAGAAGAGUCGAGCGUGGAUGGGUUGCGUCAGGAGCUGGAGAGGGAACGCUGUCGGAACAUGGAACUGGAGCAGAAGAUCAACCAAAUUACCACAGCCAGACUUGAAGAUUCACCAUGUGGUCCUCCUAAAGCCCCACCCUCUCAUGACAUCACCACAUCAGAGAAACAAAAAGAAGACAUGUACAAUCGCUUCCAGAAGUGGCUUUCCCAUUAUUUUGGUGUUGACUUUGAGGACUUCCAUCUCCAGCCAGAGGAAGAAGUGGUGGAGCCGGACGAGCCGCUCAGUGCCAGAAGACUGACAGAAAACAUGAGGCGUCUCAAAAGAGGACUGAGACCCGUGAUGAACUUCCUGAGGGACCUGUCUGCUUUGUCCAGCUGGUACUCGGUAUACACCACGGCCAUUGCCUUCACCAUCUACAUGUAUGCAACGUGGCGUGGAUGGACCAUCUCCAUGUUCCUGUUCCUCGCUGUCCUCCGCCUCUCUUUAAAUUACCUCAUUGCCAGGGGCUGGAGGAUCCAGUGGAGCAUCGUCCCGGAAGUUUCGGAACCUGCGGAGCCUCCCAGAGAAGACCUGACCGUGUCAGAGAAGUUCCAGCUGGUUCUGGAUGUGGCCCAGAAAGCUCAGAAUGUUUUUGGGAAGAUGGCCGACAUCCUCGAGAAGAUUAAGAAUCUCUUCAUGUGGGUGGAGCCCGAGUUAACAAAGAAGCUUUACAUUGCUCUGUGGGUGUCCUUCAUCGCCUCCUGCCUGCUGCCUUAUAAAGUGCUGGGAUUCAUCAUUGGCGUGUUUGCAGGUGUAAAGUUCUUCAUCAUCAACUUCAUCUUCAAGAGCUGUCCCAAACUACGCCAACGUUACGACACGGCGCACAUCGUCUGGACCAACCUGCCCACUGACCUUCAGCUGAAGGAGCGCAGCAACCCUUCGCCAGGCCGACGGGUUCCUUCUGGGGAGGAUGUGGGAGGCGCAAGGUACUACAGCACCAAGAGAGGAGCCUUCCAUGAGGUCUUCAAUCUACCGGAGAGCGAGUGCCCGCUGCCAGUGUGUGAGAAUGGUUGGCGCUGCUGCCUCAUCAACCGGGACAGGAAGACCCCAACAGACUACAUCCGUAAUGGUGUCCUCUACGUCACCGAGAACCACUUGUGCUUCGAGGUCUCCAGGUCUUCAUCCACCAAGAGGAACAAAGUCAUCAAACUGCUUGACAUCACCGACAUCCAGAGGUACAAAGUAUUGUCCAUGUUACCCGGCUUCGGGAUGGGCAUCUCCAUAGCAACACCAUCUACUCAGAAGCCCAUGGUGUUUGGAGCCAUGACCAACAGGGAUGAAGCCUUUGACACCAUCUUUAGCCAGCAUAAGAAGGUUGUUGCCAUGGCUACAGCCACCAGCCCAGAGAUGUAGGAACUAUCUGGGACUGUACCCUCAACUCUUAAAUAAUUGGCAGCACAGACAGGUAAAAGGUGGCAUUUUUCUCUGCAAGAAGUCACCUCCAUGGCUUCUUAAGAGCUUUUUACGUUUUGAUGGUUAAAAGCAAUCAGCUCACCAGGUGAUCACUUUGUCAGCCAUUUAUCGUGUCAAUUUGGCAUUUAACCACAACCUGCAAGAUAGAGGGAAGAAAUACAUCUCUCUGAUAAAUUUCAGUUGUAAAACAUAUGAAAUGGCAUUCUUUUUAUUUUUAUUUUUUUUUUAAUUUUGGGCCUUUUUAUAAGCACUUUAACCCUUACUUGUAAAUUUGGCGUAAUGUUUGUACUUUUAUAACAAUAAUGCAGCUUCUUUUCACAAUGGUGCCUCAUGCAGAUCUUUUGCUUCAGGAUGUGCCUUUUUUGUCUCUUUUGUCUUCUUAGGACUUUGUAUGUAUGUGUAUGAUGUGUUUUUAUAUUUGCUGCUACUUCUUUGAAUAUGAAAUAUAUUUGUAUAUUAGUACAACCGGGCUUUUCAACGCUAAUUGUUUUUUGUUGUACUUAUUUGUACCUGAUGGUACCAGUUGGUUGAUUUGGAAGGGAAACCUGUCUUAACAUCUUAAAAUGUAUUUUCCUGGAUUAUUUUAUCCAAAAAUAGUGAUAUUUUCGCCCAUGAGGUAGGAAAAGGAUGUGUGAAAAGUUGUGGCAUUACUGUGGUGGACUUCGGAGGUACUUCUGGGUAUUCUUUGCUGUACAGGGAAUUUAUAUUAAAGUAAAAAUAAUCACGUUCACACCAAUCUGUUCAUAUUUUCACUUGAUCAUUUUAUAUUUGUACAUAACAGUAAAAAUCGCAUUCUUAUUUACAGAACUUUUAAUUUAAACAGUUUGUUCAGGUUCCAAAACAACAGCAAUCGAGGAUGAUGAUUAACUAACUUCCAGUGUUCCAAAAUAAAGCAAAAACUAAAUAGUAAUAACAAUUCUUUAGCGGAGGAAAAUGGAUGGAUGGAUGGAUGGAUAGAAUUCUUUAGAUUUACAUAGCACUUUCUGUUCCCCUGACACUGGAUUUUGCUAGUUAGAUCAUGCUUAUUGAACAUAUAAGUUUUUAAAAUGGAUGCUGGUUGUGCUACAGUACCACCUAUGAAGAGGUUGUUCACUCAUGGUUCUGAGAGUCCGAUAAGGCUGAAUGUUAAGGACUCAGCUUAUCAAUGAUCAGCUUUUAUUAUGGGCGCCUCCUGCUGCGCCCUCCUCCCACUCACAGAGCAACGUCCGCAAUUUCGUCAGCCUCUGAGUCCUCUGCUGGGUCCUCCAUUUUCACUCCAAGUCCACUGUCCAGGUCCGCCUCCACAAAGCCCAUCUUAGAGCUUUUAGUUGGGAUAUCGUCAUCAUCGUCUUCCUCUUCCUCCCUAACUAAAGCUUCCUCAUUGUCUUCCUCACUGUCGUCUUCCCUGCUGUCUGGGAUUAUGACCACCUCCUCCUUAGCGUUUGGAUCAAUGUCCUCCUUGAACCAAACUGCCUUGUAGCCUUCCUCCAUGCGCCUCUCCUUCGUCAGAAUGGGCUUCACCUCCUUUUCACUGUCAGCCUUGUCGGAGCCCGUGAGGCUGACGUCAUCGUCAAGGAGAGUGGUCAGCGCUGCAGAAGACUUGACGGCAAAACUGUCACUUCUUCCUUCCAGCUCCUUCACCACGAUGGCAUCUGGCCCCCCUGAGCCCACACUGCCUCCAUCUUCAUCAUGCUCGAAAGCCUCAUUGGUGUACUGGAUGCCCUCCUUCUGGCCUCCUAAGCCUUGGCCCAGCUGUGGAAACAAAGGGAGCUUCGGAACACGCUGGCUUCAUGAAUCUUCCUCCAGUCAGAUUUUCCCUUUUGAAGGCGACAGACAAGCACUCCAAUGACCACCAGACAGACGAAGAGAAGAAUCCCAAGCGUUGCCCCGAGCGCCGCCAUGUCUUCUGUUCUGAAUUCACCCAACGGGAUCAUCACUCCAUCUGGAAAGGCAAUAUUAGGACAUUUUUCAGAUAACCAUUUGACAUCUAUGAUUCCAGACUAACGCAAUAACACAAUAAGUGUGGACAAGAUUGGAGCUUUAGCUUUAGUCUCAGGCAAGAUCCUGUGGUUGGUCACUUUAACAAAGACUUUGAAGCUCUUGAAGACAGCUGGAACACUAUGCAUUGUGUGAUUACUACAAUCAUGAAGGUGGGGGACCAUCUCUCCAGUUAGACAAAACAUGUGACCACCUGUGUGAGGGUCCGCUGUGCUCCCUUCACUGGUUGAGCUGGGAUUAGUGGUUGGUCCAGUGGCCUCGGUGGACAUAAAAGAGUCUGUGGUGGACAUGCUUGGGCUGGUGAGGCUGAUGCUAGUCGGUAGACUUGUGCCAUCAGUGGACAUACUGGAGUCUGUGGUACCUAUGCUAGUGGAGCUGGCAGUGGAGAUGCUGCUGUCAGUGGGUUUAAUGGUGGACUCCACUUCUUCGGUUGAUGUAGCGGGGUUGGUGGUGGACCACAUGUCUUCAGUUGUUCCGCUGUCGGUGGUCACGAUGCUGGUCAUGAUGUCAGUCGUGCUCAAAGGCAAAGCGGUGGUGGUGAGACCUGAGAGGAGAGUACACGUUGAAGCUUAUAAUGUUGUUGGCCAAUCAUCUGGGAACAAGGAUUGUCACCAUCCUCCAAGUCCUUGUUGAUGCGCAGCUAUAGUUCAAUCUCACCAUUCAACCCGUCUUGUUUUGUAAAGAUGGACUACGUGGACGCGGAGAGCUUCAUACUGGAGUUUCCUCAAUUGCAAUGACAUAUACGAUAUAAGAGUUUGGUCUUCUUUUGACAAUAUUUGUAAAAUUAUCUUCUUGGAUUUUUAAACAUGAUUCCUGCACAUGGACAUAAAAGGUGAUUCUUCUCAUGAUUGGAUUUAAGUGGUCCCAACUGAUUUGAAGUCAUCAUCUUCUUCUCCUUCCAGGGUUAGAAUCCAAAUUCCUCUUGUGUUUCUGAACAUAAAUAAGUGUUAAACUAAAUGGACGGAGUAUUCCUCUUGAAAGACUCUAAUUUAGAAUCAAAAUGGUGAGCCUGGAUGGCAGCCCCAUCAGCAUGUUUGAAUGGAGAAUUGAGAAGUGGGAAGUUGAGCAAACAAGACACAGACCCACACACAAAGUACCCAUGUAUAUUUGGACUGAAUUUCUUUGACUCGUUUCCAAGAGCUGUCCUAUUGAGUCUCUAUUGGCAAAAAAAGGUACAUUUCUUAAGGACCAACCACAGGACUAUGUAACACUUGAGGGAUCACUGACCCUAUUGAUUCUGUGUUUUUAUGUUCGAGUCUCCAAAAGACCAGAAGUCGCCUUUGAAUAAUGGAAUCAAGAGGGGUCUGAAUAUUCACUAAAUAUAGCUAGGUUAGAGAGCAGUGAUUCUCUUGCUACGUCUUUUUAUUCCCUGGCAGGCCAGGUGAAUAUAAGGUGUGUUAAGAAGCAGAGUUACGUUUCCAUUUACUGUACGGUGUUUGGACGACAAACCAACUGUAAAUUCUGACAAUCCCAUUUAUAGUAAUAUGUGUUUAUGAGCAGGGCGGCACGGCGGUCGAGUGGUUAGCGCUAGGAGACAAGGGUUCAAUUCCACCCUCGGCCAUCUCUGUGCGGAGUUUGCAUGUUUUCUCCGGGUACUCCGGUUUCCUCCCACAUUCCAAAAACAUGCUAGGUUAAUUGGUGACUCCAAAUUGUCCAUAGGUAUGAAUGUGAGUGUGAAUGGUUGUUUGUCUAUAUGUGCCCUGUGAUUGGCUGGCCACCAGUCCAGGGUGUACCCCGCCUCUCGCCCAAAGACAGCUGGGAUAGGCUCCAGCACACCCGCGACCCCCGUGAGGAAAAAGCAGUAGAAAAUGAAUGAAUGAAUGUUUAUGAGCAAAGGCAAGCAAAUCUAAUCUAAAUGCCAAAUCUAUUUGUGAUGGUCCAAAAUGAAUGUAUGGGAAACACUGGUUUGCACUUGAACGCAGAUUGAUCUGCGUUCACCUGCAUUGGUGUCCCUUGAGAGGUUUCUUCCUACCUGAUUUCACUUCCACUGAUAGCUGAGCUGUUGCUUUCUGGUCAUUUGAAGUGUCCACCGCCUCCACCUGCAGGGUGAAGUUUGAGGUUUUGUAACACAUGUACCUGUUAUUGUAAUUGGCUUGAGAGGGAGAAAACUCACUUGUAGAGAUAAUGUGGCCUCUGGGAGGUCCUUGGUCAUGAAUAAGUAGCUAUUGAUGAUAGUGAAGUCGUCACUCCCUUUAAUAUGAUAGACCAUGUGAGGAUUUAUACCCUGGUGUGGCAGGAAUGCAAGGAACAGAUGUACAGAUGACAAUUGUAUGACGCAUACAAAAAGUGUGUGGAAAGUCCUUGUUUUACCCCAGCUGCAGCGUAAUCCUCGUCCAAGGCAAUGAGCCGCAGCGGCUCGUCCUUGUUUGCCGGGUCUGUUGCCAUGGCGCCGACUGAUGACACCACACCCUCAUACUGAAGCCUCUGAAACUGUGGCCGGUGAAGGCUCUUCACCUGGACGCUGAUGGUUAGGCUGGUGGUUGUAAAUUGAGAACUGCUUGGCGUCUGAGCGGCCUGAGAAACAAACCAGAUAAAGUUGAAUGAAUGACUCUUUCACAACCAUCUUGUGUUUUAUAAAGCUUGUGAGUGUUUGAUUUUCACCAGAACUGUUAGAGUGAUGGUGUCUACCACAUCAGCCGCCCUCAUCAUGCUGAUAUUCCCAGUGGUUGGGUUGAUCUCAAACAGGCCAUCUUCAUUUCCUGGGAUUCAGAGGCCACACGUGUCACCAUCAAUGGCGUAAAGUGGACCUGGCUUCAGUGUUAACGGUUCAGCCUGGUGCCAGGAGUAACACAGGAGACAACGACACAACAGAAAACCUGAG